GAACGAAGCGUUUGCCUUCUACUGCUAUGCACACUGCAAGUCUGCAGGCGCUUCUAUCCUAAAGGCUAAAACCCUCCUAAAAUGUUGCCUCCACCGUCUCUUCAUCUCCCGCACCACUAGCGCAACCGCCGCGCCGCCGCCGCCGCCGCGACCACACCUGCCGUUGACCUCUAACGGCGAACAAAUGAGUUUUACGGUCACUACGCUACUUACUUCUUCUGCUCCUUGCAUCCCUCCCUCAUUCAUUUCCCCAAAUUACACUAACAACAGACUCCGCACCAGGAAAUUCAUAGUCAAAUCCUCUGCAAAACGUAACGAAUCGCGAAAUUUCUUUCGUGCUGGGAUAAAAUUUCCCCAUUUUCAAAAUCCAGAAGCUUCAUCGGUUGACAUAAAAGGCAGAGAUUCACCAAGCACGUCUAGUUAUAAUAAUAAUGACGAAAGUCUGCUCAAUUCUAUUACGAAGCCCAUUGCGUGUGCGCUGUUCUGCAUUGCUCUCGGAUUUUUCCCGAUUACCGGGUUUCGUGUUCCGGCGGCUAUUGCCGCCCCUCCGGUGAAAACCUGGCUAUUUCGGUCCAGACAGAAGGUUGAGAAAGAGGUUAAAGGUCAUAAGUACUCGCGCUACACUGAGAGAUUGCUAGAUGCUGUUCCAAUGUUGCUCAGAGGGGUGCAGGCGGUGAAGUCGGGUAGAAUGAGCGUAGGCGUUCUCGAGAAUAGGCUUGAUUAUGUGAUAGACCUGAGGGAGAGGCUGCAACAGGAGAUUAUGGAUAAAUUAUAUGCAAACACCAGGGAUUUUAAAGAAGAGAGAGGAGUGUUGCUCCAGCAGACGGAGGAGAUUCUCAAGUCUGUGUUGAAAGCAAAGAUGGAGGAAGAAAGUUUGUUGAGGAACGCUCAAGGGAAUGAUGUUGCAGUAAAGCGGGAACUUGAAGAGGUUCAAGAAAAAAUCAACAGGAAUGUGGAGGAGUAUAACAGGGCAUGGGAGAGAAUUGACCAGAUUGAUGAUGAGAUUACUCAGAGAGAAGCAGUAGCACUGAACAUUGGUGUGAGAGAGCUCUUGUCCAUUCAGCAGGAAUGUGUAACUUUGGUUGGGAAUUUUUUAGAGAGAAUUAAGAUGCCAAGGAACGAAAGUAUGCCUGUCAGCCCUCUCACCAAGCUUUCCAGAUCUGAGAUAAAGGAAACACUCCAAAAUUCACAAAUACAGUUAUUGAAAGAGACAGUUUUACCUAAUGUUUUGGAAAAUGAAGAUAUUGGAUUUGAUGAAGAGACAGUUGCUUUUGCUCAACGUAUAAAACAAGCUCUUCAGGUAUCCCAUGAGAUGCAAAGGAAUCUUGAAUCUGAUAUAAGGAAAAAAUUGAAAAGAUAUGGUGAUGAAAAAAAGCUUGUUGUAAAUACACCUAUAGAUGAAGUUGUCAAGGGCUUCCCAGAAAUUGAGUUAAAGUGGAUGUUUGGAAAGAAAGAAGUUGUUGUUCCAAAAGCAGUUUCCACUCACUUAUAUCAUGGCUGGAAGAAAUGGCGCGAGGAGGUUAAAGGAGACCUCAAAAGAAAUUUGCUGGAAAAUGCUGACUUUGGUCAAAAGUAUGUUGCUGAAAGGCAGGAACGGAUUCUUCUAGAUCGGGAUAGGGUGGUGUCAAAGACAUGGUACAAUGAAGAAAAAGAUAGGUGGGAGAUGGAUCCAAUAGCUGUUCCUUAUGCUGUCUCCAGGAAGCUUAUUGAGAGUGCUAGAAUCAGGCAUGAUUGGGCUAUCAUGUUCAUUAAUCUGAAGGGGGAUGACAAAGAAUAUUAUGUUGAUAUUAAGGAAUUUGAUUUGAUUUUUGAAGAAUUUGGAGGGUUUGACGGCUUGUAUUUGAGAAUGCUUUCUUCUAAAAUUCCAACUGUUGUUCAGCUGAUGUGGAUUCCUUUCUUAGAGCUGAAGAUUCAUCAACAGUUUCUCUUGAUAGCGAAUCUUUGUAAUCAAUGUUUAGCAGGACUCUGGAAUUCUCCUAUUGUUUCAUAUCGAAGGGACUGGUUGUGGACAAAAGUUGGAAAUAUAACUGAAGAUAUAAUGAUGAUGAUUGUUUUUCCGGUUCUGGACAAUGUUAUCCCUUAUCGGUUAAGAAUGCAACUUGGUAUGGCUUGGCCUGAGAGAGCAGAAGACUCUGCAUCCUCUUCGUGGUACUUGAAGUGCCAAGCUAUUGCAGAAAGAAGGUUUACUGAAAGGAAGACGGAUGGAUUUUGGUGGUAUAUUUGGUUUUUAACUAGAGCUGCAAUAUUUGGGUAUGUGUUGUAUUAUGUGGCUUGGUUUAUGACAAGGAAAAUUCCAAGAAUUCUUGGUUUUGGGCCUUUGCGGAGAGAUCCAAACUUCAAGAAAUUGAGGAGAGUGAAAGCUUAUUUCAAGUACAGAACUGGGAAAAUAAAAAGGAAGAAGAGAGCUGGUAUUGAUCCAAUUAGCACUGCUUUUGAUCAAAUGAAGAGGAUAAAGAAUCCACCUAUAAGGUUAAAAGACUUUGCUAGUAUUGAAUCUAUGAAAGAAGAAAUUUAUGAAGUGGUGGCAUUCCUACAAAAUCCACGUGCCUUUCAAGAAAUGGGAGCCCGUGCUCCUCGGGGUGUUCUUAUCGUGGGUGAGAGGGGAACUGGGAAGACUUCCCUUGCAAUGGCGAUAGCUGCAGAAUCUAAGGUUCCUGUUGUUGAAAUUAAAGCUCAACAGUUGGAGGGUGAUUUAUGGGUUGGUCAGAGUGCAUCAAAUGUUAGAGAGCUAUUUCAAACAGCACGUGAUCUGGCUCCUGUCAUUAUAUUUGUGGAGGAUUUUGACCUCUUUGCUGGUGUCAGAGGCAAAUUUAUUCAUACCAAAAAACAAGAUCAUGAAGCUUUUAUUAAUCAACUUUUGGUGGAACUUGAUGGCUUUGAGAAGCAAGAUGGUGUAGUCUUAAUGGCUACUACAAGAAAUCUUAGUCAAAUUGAUGAAGCAUUGCAGCGCCCUGGCAGGAUGGAUAGAGUUUUCCAUCUUCAAAGGCCAACUCAAGUGGAAAGGGAAAACAUUCUAAAGAUUGCUGCAAGAGAAACCAUGGAUGAGGAAUUCAUUGAUUCUGUGGAUUGGAGAAAGGUUGCUGAGAAAACAGCUCUUUUACGCCCAAUAGAACUAAAGCUUGUUCCUGUGGCCUUGGAAGGUAGUGCCUUCAGGAGUAAAUUCCUUGACUUGGAAGAACUUAUGAGCUACUGCAGCUGGUUUGCUACCUUCAGUGGCCUUGUCCCCAACUGGGUGAGGAAAACAAGAAUUAUGAAGAAAUUUAGCAAAAUUCUUAUUAAUCAUCUUGGACUUACACUGACAAAAGAGGAUUUGGAUAAUGUGGUUGACCUAAUGGAACCAUAUGGUCAGAUAAGCAAUGGGAUAGAAUUUCUAAAUCCUCCUCUUGAUUGGACUAGGGAAACGAAGUUUCCUCAUGCUGUUUGGGCUGCAGGUCGCAGCUUGAUUGCACUGCUUCUACCCAACUUUGAUGUUGUUGAUAAUCUGUGGCUUGAACCUUUUUCUUGGGAGGGCAUUGGGUGCACAAAGAUCACUAAGGCUCGGAAUGAAGGUUCUAUCAAUGGGAAUGUUGAAUCAAGAUCGUAUCUUGAAAAGAAACUUGUAUUUUGCUUUGGAUCUUAUGUUUCUGCCCAGCUGCUGCUUCCAUUUGGGGAGGAUAAUGUUCUUUCUUCAUCAGAGUUGAAACAGGCUCAGGAGAUAUCUACUCGGAUGGUGAUCCAGUAUGGUUGGGGGCCUGAUGAUAGCCCUACAAUUUACCACCAUGGCAAUGCGGAGACUGCUUUGAGUAUGGGAAACAAUCAUGAAUAUGAGAUUGCUGCAAAAGUUGAAAAGAUGUACUACCUGGCUUAUGAAAAGGCAAAAACAAUGCUUCAAAAUAACCGUAGGGUACUUGAGACAAUUGUUGAAGAAUUGCUUGAAUAUGAAAUCUUAACUGGGAAGGAUUUAGAAAGGAUAUUUGCUCAGAAUGGCGGGAUAAGAGAGAAGGAACCUUUCUUCCUUUCACGCACACACAACGACGAGCCUCUUCUUGUAAAUUUUCUCGAAGAAAAUGGAAACGCAUCAGCAACUGCAUUUCUAACCGUAGCAAAUUAAAUCGAGGAAGAAGUGUAUAGUAUUAUAGAGCAAUUGUGGACGAAUAAUAUUGGGCAAUUGAGGAGAGCAAUUGAAGUUAACACCACGACUUCAGAUAUAUUACCUGGGUGUCAUUAAUAUAGGCUAUCGUGUUUUGUAUCUUCACAGUAUGUUCACUCCCUCUUGUUUUUAUUGUUAGAUUAAGCUUUCAUCGUUCCCAGAAUGCAGGACAGUGCAGAUAGAAAAUGUGCCUUUUGGUGUCUGGAUGAGAAGAGGACUCCAUUUUUCCUUCUCAACUGGAUGUGCUGUAUCAAGUAUUUGUGUAAAUUAAAGGAAAACCUACAGAUUUAGGAAACUGCAUUUGUUUCUUAUUCAUUUAAACUAACUGAUUGAUUAUUUUUUUUUUUGAAUCCUACUAACUUUAUUA
Messenger RNA from Ipomoea triloba (trilobed morning glory), 4496 nucleotides. RefSeq names its product probable inactive ATP-dependent zinc metalloprotease FTSHI 5, chloroplastic. Gene Ontology annotation, molecular function: ATP hydrolysis activity; metalloendopeptidase activity; ATP-dependent peptidase activity. Gene Ontology annotation, cellular component: chloroplast thylakoid. NCBI's taxonomy places the organism in Eukaryota, Viridiplantae, Streptophyta, Magnoliopsida, Solanales, Convolvulaceae. Gene Ontology annotation, biological process: regulation of apoptotic process; proteolysis. The transcript has 19 exons. The record is from RefSeq and is a predicted model, not a curated record. The coding region runs from base 185 to 4090 and encodes 1301 amino acids.